Cylindrotheca closterium is the source of this 4059-nucleotide messenger RNA. The record is from the annotation of a GenBank genome assembly. Lineage: Eukaryota; Bacillariophyta; Bacillariophyceae; Bacillariales; Bacillariaceae.
AUGUCUCAAGAUUAUACAAAGUUCGAUGAAGGAAUUGAUUACACCGUUCUUUCAAUCGCUGUUCAGACAUUGGCGCUCAUAUUGUUUGUGGAGAUCGUGAAGCACAAGCUGGAUCAUUUUGCUCAUGGCAGAGCAUUUUUUGGGACCGUCCUCCACAGCAUGUACGACGAGCUUUCGACUCUUGGCAUUGUCGAAUUGGUCGUGUACCUCGCCUUGAAGUAUCUACGAGACUACGAUCAGGCGAAGAAGGGGGUGUUUGCUGAUGUUCAUUUCUGUCUCUUCUACAUUGCCGUGUUUAAUGCCUUUCAAACGGUCAUCGUUGCCAUGGCUACAAAGCGAACAAGCACCAAGCAAUGGGUUGAUACCGAAAAAAUCGAUAUUUCGCACUAUAUAGAAAUACGGGAGGAGUUUGACGCCGUUGCGUCCAAGCUGGGCUAUGAAGACGACUAUGAAGCCGCAAACGUUGCAACUCUCAAGGGCUUCUUCCAAGAUGUCGCGCAGAGCGUUCGAAGUCCUGGUCUUCGAGGACAUUAUCUGGACCUGUUGGUCCAGGUAAAAUUUCACGGACUUCGGACUCAUUUUCUCACCGCAAAUUCUUUGCCUCUAACGCUUAAAGUCAGUGAUUACUUGAAACGGUCAGAGGAAAGAGUGCUGUCGAAGUUGGUUCACGUUUCUGGUGGAGCUUGGUUAAUGUUAACUGGCUGUCUCAGCUUGGCAUAUUUCCUCAUGGGAAUGGUUGCAUAUGUUUCUGAAGAUCAAGAAGUUGUCGGGCGAUUUCUAAAGGGAAUCUUUUUCUUUAUGUUGCUUAUCUUCAUCCUGAUUUCGGUCGCAGUCUAUUUUAAAAUGAAAAGUACAUUCCAUACAAUCAUCACUACAAACUACAAGAUGAGCAAAAUGGAUGACAAAACUCGUGCAACUGGUAUGAAGAGUCAAAAGGACCUCUUUUGGCUUGGUGAACCACAGUUCGUGAUUUCAAUGAUCCAAUUCAUGCAAUUUGGGUAUGCUUUAGCAUUGGCCGUUGUGCUCAUGUAUUGGAAAUCCUUUACUACAUUUGAACCGUACUAUUUUUUGCUUGCAGUUGUCGCCUGCUAUAGCAUUUUUGUUUUCAUUGUGUCACGAACUCUUCCACAGUAUACACUGUGCACUUCCUUGGGAUAUCUUAUCGAUGAAAAGAAUCUUUUGGAGACAGUGGCUCUUGACAGAUUGGAAGAAGCCCGACGACUGAGGAUCCAGAGUAUGGCUGAAGCUAACUGUGAGGAAGACUCGAUCGUUUCUUUUGAAAGCAGUGAACGAUUUGGCGCCAAAAUGAGGGGGGAUUCUACAGUCUCUGACGAUUCAGGUCGGAUUACACCAACAGGGAUUCCAAACAGGAGCAGCAUCCUAGCAGAGUUAGUUCAAUCCGACACACAAUCGCUAAGAACAAACCUCCCAACCAGUGUUCGACAAAGUCUGCGCGACCGGGAGUCUCGUCGCCUUGAGAAGAGGAAAUCGCUUUCGGAUGGUGUAGGGUCGAUGAGGCUAUCACUUCGAAGUAGCAAGGGAGAAUCAUCGAGAUUUCUCCUCGAAAGUCAGCCAACUUCGGAGCACAGUGACGAAUCGCAACGAACUGUUGACGACAGCCAAAUCCUCAAUCAACAACGUAUGGAAAGAGUUGCGACAAGGAAGGCGCAACAGAGGGCAAUGUCAGAGAGCAGUGUCAUUCAAUCUUGGCAAGGCAUCACCAAAAAAGAGCGAAAACUCGGAGGCAUCAGUCUAUCGAAGCAGUCAUCAAGUCUCUCUGAUUCUAGCUCAGUCGCUGCCAAUGAUAGGAGUGGUUCAGCAUCACUUGCGAAAGCUGACCAAAGCUCAAUGCGGCCGUCGCAGCGGGCUGGUUCUUUUUCCACAAAAGAGACAUUUGGAAGCGAGGUGCAAUCGACAGUGAAAACUGUGGAGAGCGAUAUUCAUGAUGAAACGAAUCUGGCAGCUGCUGCCGAAAGAACUGACGAUUCGGUCGGUGCUUUAAGUGAUGUUGAUGUCAAAGACUGGACCCCAAGUGAGCAUACUGGAACUGUUGACGAGAAAAAAUAUGAUUAUUCGUUUCAAGGGAUUCUCGCUUACACUCGAAGCUACCUUUUGGGACAUCGGUACCAUACAUUUAGCCAUGUAUUUGGCUCGCUAGUGUGUUUCUUCCUUGUUGGUCACAGAGUGGAGGUGAUGUUGUCAGCAACAGGAGCUAUUGAACCAAGUGCAAACACAUGGGAAUUGGAUUUGAGUAUUAGUUUCUGGGUCCAAGCGAUUUGGUAUGGAUUGUUCAUUCUUUCCAGCAUCUUGAUACUAAUUCUUUUCCUUCCAAUCAAGGUCAAGUCCAUGGAUGACAAGGCGAUAAUCGCAGCUGGUUUGUUUGAUUUCAUGCUUUCCGGUGGCUGUCUUGCUAUUCUAUUCCUUGCCGAAGCUGAAAGAUGUUGCGACAGUUCUGAAUUCGAGGGAGAUGUGGGAUGCUGUCCUUUCUGGGGCUCUCGGACAUACGGCGGGCUCGGAGAUAUCGAACCUUUCACUUCGCUGAUUGGAUUGCGAGUAUUCCGGUUCAUGGCAGCGCGUUCCUUGGUGAAGUACUACGAACACCUUCAGAAAGAUAGUGUGGAGGGAAAGAAUAUAGAACCAAAGAGUGAAAAGAAGCAUAGUGAUGGGCACUCGAUGCAAUCGCAAGUUGGCACUCCAUUGGAACUCUGGGAAAAGGCAAUCACUGCGUAUCCAGAUAUUGUUGAGAAAUAUGGUCAACUAAGCGGUGAACUGUUUGAAGCAAUGCUUGGUCUCGAAGUUUUUGAGGGAAAGCCACCGGAUGCGAUGAAGGAGGAAAAGAAAAAUCGCCAGAGGUCCAUCAGUUUGAGUGGAUCUGAGUAUGGUAACCUCCCAGCUGACGCCCAGUCGAUCAUCGUUGCUGGUAAACUUGGGAAACCGGUCAAGACUCUACACGACCCAAAAAACGAUCUCCCAGCGCUUGCUGAAGAAGUCGACCAGGAUGAUCUCGAGUUAGAUGGUGCAGUGAAAUCUCAGCCAAUCGUGUUUGAGAUUGACAAUGAACGGCUUGCAUUAGAAAAAGUGACCCAUUCCAGCUUUGUAGCACCGAAUGCGAGGCUCAUUCGUAGCAUGAGGCGCUGUGAUCGGAAGAUGUUGCCAAUCUUGACGGAUUGGGAGUGUGUUGAUGUUGUCCUUACAGAGUUUGAGGUUCUUUAUUUCGAAACUAAUGAUCCUCGUACUGUGGCCUCCAAAUCUCACAACGAUGAAUGCUCUCUUCUUGCCCUUCAAGCAACUGGAGGAGGAAAAGGGUUGCGACUACAAGAUGUUGCGAAGGGCCGAAAGAUUAUAGGACACAUGAUGCUAACGGACGUAACCGAGAUUCAUGUAGAAAGAAGUAUGCCACUUUCCUGCUCAUCGCAAAACGAAGACAUAUCUCAGCUCUACGACAGCGAUGACCAACUUCCAACAGAAUUGUGGACCCGGUCACAAGGCAAAAGUAAAGCUACUGGUUGCAGGAAAGCAAGAUGGGAAAAGAUCAAAGAGGACCGUCUGAAGCUUGUUUCGUCUCAUGGUUGCCUCGUUCUGCGCUUCUUUUCAGAUCUAGAAGACGUUGAAAUGCACUCCAAAUCUGUUGCACCCGAGGACGAAGCGCAAGGGCCACUUCGAAAGAAUAUUGCUUUCCAAUGGGCUCAGACUGUUGCCCACGUAUGCGGGAAGGAGAAAUUGCACCAGUCUCUACCUCACUUUGGGGAGAACAACAGUGACGAGCUUCGUGAUCUACUUGAGUUUGCCAACAAUCAUGAAAAGGAGCACAGUAUAGUCCUGAAGAACCUGAAGGAAAAAACUGUCGCCAAUCCUGUGAAACCAACAAUUCGUCGAUCACACUCAAUGGAAACAGAACGUUUUGGCUUGAAGGGAAGAAUUCGUCGUCGAUUGUCCCUGUCCAGCCAAGGAACACAAAACUUUGUUUCACCGAAAGAUGGUGUCGUUGAGGAAUUACAGAGCGCAGAGGCAACUGAGCAGAAGGGCCUCAAAAAUAUUGAUGGCAUGGAAUGGACAUAA